Aedes albopictus (Asian tiger mosquito) is the source of this 4890-nucleotide messenger RNA. RefSeq lists its product as uncharacterized. The transcript is spliced from 2 exons. Bases 261 to 4313 code for a protein of 1350 amino acids. Gene Ontology annotation, biological process: DNA integration. Lineage: Eukaryota; Metazoa; Arthropoda; Insecta; Diptera; Culicidae. The record is from RefSeq and is a predicted model, not a curated record. Gene Ontology annotation, molecular function: nucleic acid binding.
AGAGUUUCAUCAAUGCUCAUGUAUCCGAUGAUCUCGAAACAUCAAAGGUUGCAAACUUUCCGCACUCCAAUGUGAAAGCUUGCGUUGUAUGCGACCAAAGUGGACAUAAACUUCGCGACUGUGACAAGUUCAAAAGCUCGACGGUAGAGGAAAGACGAAGACUAGUGGAUCACUAUAACUUGUGUAAGCGUUGUCUGGUUGGACAUGGUAAAUGGCCUUGUCGUACCAAGCAACCAUGCGGAUUUGAUGGAUGUUCCGAGAUGCACCACAGAAUGCUACAUUCUGACCGUGUUGCAUCAAAGGAAAACACAGCAGGUUCAUCGGCACUUGUUUCCACUCAUACUAGUUCGUUGCAUUCAACACUCUUCAAGAUCCUUCCUGCUACGUUGUAUGGUGCCGGUAAAACGAUCCGAACAUAUGCCUUUUUUGAUGACGGAUCCAGCCAUACAUUGUUAGAUCAAGAUUUGGCUGAUGAACUAGGUCUCGGUGGUGAGCCUGUUCCACUUUGCCUUCAAUGGACUGGGAAUGUGACAAGGACAGAAUCUAAUUCGAGACGAGUCAGUUUGAGCAUUUCAAACGUCAACAGCGAGUGUCCUCAAUACGAUAUGUCUGAUGUUCGCACCGUUAAAAAGCUCAACCUCCCUCGGCAGACUAUGGACUACAAGCAGUUAUCCAGCCAGUUCCCGUACUUGCAUGGAUUGCCGAUUGCAAGUUAUUGUGAUGCAGUCCCACGAAUACUUAUUGGCGCUAACAACGCGAACUUGAUUCUGACACUGGACCGCCGGGAAAGAAGGAUAGGAGAGCCAGUCGCAACAAAAACGCGACUGGGUUGGACUGUUUUCGGUGGUGUACGACCCACCACUGAACCUGCCAACCUUAUGUUCCAUGUUUGCGGAUGUUCGCCAGAUGAUAUGAGCUCGUUCGCCAGAUUACAUGAGCUCGUUGAGAAAUAUUUCAGCAUGGAAAUUAUGGGCAUCAACGGACCAAUUCUGGAAUCGGUGGAAGAUCAGCGUGCACGGAAAAUACUGGAAGAGACGACAAAACGCACAUCUUCAGGCAAAUUUGAAACUGGUUUGCUGUGGUGUACCGACGACAUCGAUAUGCCAAACAGCUACCCAAUGGCAGUAAGGCGUCUAAGAUGUCUUGAAAGAAAGUUACAAAAGGAGCCAGAAUUGCGAAAGAAAGUUGAUUGUUUGAUUGGUGAAUAUCUACAGUUAGGGUAUGCACAUAUCGCGACUGAGGAAGAACUUCGGAUGUCAGAUCCUAAGCGUAUCUGGUACUUACCUUUAGGAGUGGUACGAAACCCCCGCAAACCUGACAAAGUUCGCGUUGUCUGGGAUGCAGCCGCGACAGUGAAUGGCGUUUCUUUAAACUCGCUUCUCUUGCCUGGGCCUGAUCUGCUGACACCGCUGCUGACUGUCUUAUGCCAGUUUCGUCAACGACAAUAUGCUGUUUCGGCGGACAUUCGUCAGAUGUUCCAUCAACUGAUUAUUAAACAAGAAGAUCGACAAGUACAACGCUUCCUGUAUCGCACCGACGUCCAGUCUAGCCCUACGGUAUACGUACUAGAUGUCGCCACAUUCGGCGCGACAUGUUCGCCAUGUUCAGCGCAAUAUGCUAAAAACUUAAAUGCAUCUGAAUACCGCAGCAGCUUUCCAGAAGCAGCGGAGGCUGUUAUCAAGAACACGUACGUUGAUGACUAUCUGGAUUCUCGGGACACCAUCGAAGAAGCUGUUCAACUGUCCUUGGAAGUACGGAUGAUCAAUUCCAAAGCUGGGUUUGAUCUUAGGAAUUGGAAGUCAAACUCCAACGAAAUUCUGCGUCGCGUUGGGGUAGAAUGUCAGGAGACGGAGAAAAAUUUCGCUGCAGAGAAAUCAACACCAAUGGAACGAGUCCUAGGAAUAUCAUGGAUGACAGACGACGACAUAUUCGUGUUCUCAGCUCAAUUUCGGGAAGAUCUACUACAUGUUCUGUCAGGAAAUAUCGUUCCCACCAAGCGUCAAGUUUUAAGGGUAGUGAUGAGCUACUUUGAUCCGCUCGGAAUAAUUACCAACUAUACUAUUCAUGGGAGGAUACUUCUUCAAGAUAUUUGGCGCUCUAACGUCAAGUGGGAUGACCCUAUCACCGACGAAGACUUCUCAAACUGGCAGCGAUGGGCAUUGCUGGCUCCACAGCUCAACAGAGUUUCCAUUUCUCGAUGUUACUUUCCAAAUUACGAUAAAGGUAGCUACGACUCACUUCAACUGCACGUCUUUGUUGAUGCUGGGAAUCAGGCUUACGGUGCCGUCGCAUAUUUUCGUAUUGUUGACCGCGGAAUACCACGCUGUGCUCUGGUAGCCGCAAAAGCUAAAGUAACGCCACUGAAGCCUCUGUCUACUCCACGAUGCGAGCUCAAUGCUAGCGUUAUUGGAGUUCGACUCAUGAAGACGAUUGAAAAAAAUCACUCGUUUAGAAUCAUUAAACGCUUUUUGUGGACCGAUUCCACCACUGUUCUGUCCUGGAUUCGUGCCGAUCCUCGUAAAUAUAGGCAGUACGUGGCGCUAAGAGUCUCCGAAAUACUUUCUGAAAGCCAGGUAUGCGAAUGGCACUGGAUUGCUACAUCGAAGAACGUCGCUGACAAAACAACCAAAUGGGGCCAUGGACCAGAAUUUGAACCGAAGAGUGAAUGGUACAAAGGACCAAGUUUUCUUCUUCAGCCCGAAAAUGAAUGGACUUUGAAGCAGCCAAGCAUCGUAGACCCACCGGAGGAGCUUAAAGUAAUCAACGUUCAUCAGGAAGCAUCCAUUGAACCAGUCGUGGACUUCGUUAAGUUCUCCCAACUUAGAUUACUAUUAAGAAUGUUGGCUUACCUUCACCAUUUUCGACGGUGUUGCAGUAUCAAACAAAGAGUCUCUUCAACCGAAGGUAAAGUAAUGUUAUCCCAAGAAGAUUUUGAAGCAGCAGAGAAGAGUUUGUGGAAAAUGAUCCAGCAACAAGAGUUUCCGCAUGAGAUUUGUGUUCUUAAGCAGAACGCCACUUUGCCGAUGAAUGAACGUGUACGUUUGGAAAAAUCCAGUUCAUUGUCGAAACUCUCCCCUUUCAUCGAUGAUGACGGAAUACUGCGAGUUCAGAGCCGAAUCGAUCCUGCAGCAGCAUACUAUGCUUUCAACUUCCGUAAUCCAAUCAUACUUCCGAAACAUAAUCACGUGACGGACUUAUUAGUGUUACAUUACCACCAACAAUUCGGACACGCUAAUGUGGAAACUGUCAUCAACGAAUUACGACAGCGUUAUUACAUUGCUAGACUUCGGACUGUCGUGAAGAAAACAGUGAAACAGUGCAUAUGGUGUCGCAUUUAUCGAGCAGUUCCACGCCCACCCAAAAUGGCGGCGUUGCCUCAACCACGGGUUCAACCGUACGUUAGACCGUUUUCGUUCGUAGGAUUGGACUACUUCGGACCAAUGAUUAUCAAGAGGGGCCGUACAAAUGUUAAGCGCUGGGUGGCAUUGUUCACUUGCCUUACGGUGAGAGCAGUGCAUUUAGAGGUGGUGCAUUCAUUGUCGACGGAUUCCUGCAAAAUGGCAAUACGUCGCUUUAUUGCACGGCGAGGAGCACCUCGAGAGAUUUUCAGCGACAAUGGCACAAACUUUCGCGGGGCAGCUCGAGACCUGGCCGAAGAAGUCAGGAAUAUCAACAACAAAAUUGCAUCAACCUUCACUAAUGCAGAUACAAAGUGGACCUUCACUCCACCAUCCGCCCCCCACAUGGGAGGAGUGUGGGAGCGGAAGGUUCGCUCCAUAAAGGAGGCUUUCAAAUCGUUAUGCCAUCGGGAUAAACUCGACGAUGAGGAGUUUUCUACAUUUCUUAUGGAGGCGGAAAUGAUUGUCAAUUCACACCCAUUGACAUUUGUUCCACUUGAUGAACCAAAUCAGGAAGUGUUGACGCCGAACAGUUUUCUGCUGUUGGAUUCCAGUGGGGCGAACAAUGCUCCCGAAAUACCUAUCAGCGAUUCUGUGACACUGAAACUGAACUGGAAAUUACUUAACCAUCUGCUGAACCAAUUCUGGCGAACCUGGAUUAGAGCGUAUCUCCCAACAAUCGCACGAAGGACGAAAUGGUUUACUGAAGUACGACCUCUUCAAAUCGGUGAUUUGGUCGUCAUCGUUGAUGAAAGUGUACGUAAUGGAUGGUUACGCGGACGCGUGGUCCGAAUAUAUCCAGCAGCAGACGGACAGGUCAGGAAGGUCGAUGUUAAGACUGAUUCGGGAGUACUUCAACGAGCCUCAGCGAAGGUAGCUUUGCUCGACAUUCAAGAGGACAGUAAAACUAAUUGAAGACUAGGUAUUACGGGGUGGGGUGUUGCGUCGAGCGAACGAUAGGCCCUUUGCAGAGUUAGAUCGUUUCAAUGUCACACACUAGCGACGGAAUGUGUCAAAGAAAAAUUCGAUAGAAACGAGAAAAUGCGUACGGGUUUCAUAAAGUGAAUUUUCUGUAGUAGUUAUUUCGUAAAAGAGCCAUAUGAACUUUCUAAAAUUAUAGUGAAUUUGAGUAGUUAGUUAUUAGUUAUUUAGACAAUUUGUUUCAUACGCUGAAUUCUCUAUAAAUUGGUAAAAAGAACUUGUUAUACUGAAGAUGAACUAUAUAACCACAACUUCUAUACAUCUAUUUAGAAACCUGCAAGCAAUCGCUCAGAGGCAUAAAUUACUCUAGGCUAACUGAUUGGAAACUUAUCUAAUCAGUUAAGAAUUUAGCUCUAUAUAAGAUUCCAAAUCAUCCAAGUGCGUCGCUAUUUAGCCAAUUGAAGACCAAUUUGUAAGGUUAAGUAUUCUCUAUUGUAUAUGUCGUAAAUAACUAUGAAAUAUAUUUCAGUCGAGUUGCUUGGUAAACCCCAACUACGAGAAGUUUUCACAC